AUUCAAAAACAGCCUUUCUUCCUUAACUGACUUCUCUUGUUAGCAGUUUGUUUUUUUCUCAUAGCAACUUCCUAGCAUAUUAUUAGCAACUUCCUAAUAAAGAAAAGACACAAGCCAUGACAAGUAGUAAGCAGGCGCAAUUCAAUUGUAGCAAACUACUUGCCAACACCCUCAACAAAGCUCAGAAACGAUGGCGCAUUGCAUACUUAACUAUCUAUUCUGCACGAACAAUGCUUUCUCUUGUGAGAGAUAUAAUUGUAUCAGAAACAAAUAGUUAUCAUCACUCUGAUGUCCUGCAUAAUGUUUCCUACACUUUACUAAAUGUAGAGCCAGUCAGUUCCAGUCAACAUGAAAAUAAACAUGAGACUGUUUCUAGUGUCUCAGAUGUCGAUAAGAAGAGACUUUCCGAAAUGGUAAAAGAGAAGGACUCCUUAGCUCUUCGCCAAUUUGGAGGAGUUGAAAGUGUUGCCACUGCUCUUGGGACAAAGUUAGAACACGGAAUCAAUGGUGACGACCGUGAAAUCAGCACACGUCGUGACAUGUUUGGUUCCAAUACUUACCAUAAGCCUCCCCCAAAAGGUCUUUUGUAUUUCGUGCUUGAAGCUUUCAAAGACACCACCAUUCUAAUCCUCUUGGCUUGUGCUGCUCUUGCUCUUGGUUUUGGCAUCAGAGAACAUGGAGCAGAUGAAGGCUGGUAUGAAGGUGGAAGUAUCUUUGUUGCUGUCUUUCUAGUUGUUGUUGUCUCGGCCCUCAGCAACUAUAGACAGGAGAGGCAAUUUGAUAAGUUAUCGCGAAUAAGUAGCGACAUCAAAAUUGAUGUUCUUAGACAUGGACAUCGACAACAAAUCUCCAUAUUUGAUAUUGUUGUUGGAGAUAUUGUCUAUCUGAAAAUUGGAGACCAAAUUCCAGCUGAUGGGUUGUUCGUGGAUGGGCAUUCUUUAGAAGUUGACGAGUCAAGCAUGACAGGAGAAAGUGAGUACGUUGAAGUCAAUUCCACCAGGAAUCCCUUCUUGAUUUCUGGUUCAAAAGUUGCAGAUGGAUAUGGUCGAAUGCUCGUGACAUCUGUUGGAAUGAACACUAUGUGGGGCGAAAUGAUGAGCUCAAUUAAUCGUGACUUGAAUGAAAGAACACCACUACAAGCUCGGCUUGACAAACUGACAUCUUCUAUUGGGAAGGUGGGCCUUUCAGUUGCUUUUCUAGUUCUUGUAGUCAUGUUAAUUCGUUAUUUCACCAAAAAUACAAAAGAUGAAAAUGGGGUGACAGAGUACCAAGGUAGCAAAACUUCUACAGAUGACAUUAUAAAUGCUGUUGUACGCAUUGUAGCUGCCGCAGUCACUAUUGUGGUUGUAGCGAUUCCAGAAGGUUUGCCACUAGCAGUCACGCUAACACUAGCUUACUCAAUGAAGAGGAUGAUGGCUGAUCAGGCCAUGGUCAGAAAACUUUCAGCUUGUGAAACAAUGGGAUCGGCCACGGUUAUUUGUACUGACAAAACAGGCACUUUGACAUUAAACCAGAUGCAAGUAACUAAGUUCUGGCUUGGUCAAGAAUCCAUUGAGGAAGGUUCUUACAAAGAAAUUGCUCCGACAACUCUUGAAUUGUUCCACCAAGCAGUCGGCUUAAACACAACAGGCAGCAUUUACAAACCAGCAUCAGGUUCUACACCAGAGAUUUCAGGUAGUCCAACCGAGAAGGCAAUUCUCUUAUGGGCUGUUUCUGAGCUGGGGAUGGACAUGGAAAAAAUAAAGCCGAACUAUACAAUUCUGCAUGUUGAAACCUUUAAUUCAGAGAAAAAACGAAGUGGGGUUUCAAUAAGGAAAUUGGCUGAUAACACCACACAUGUACAUUGGAAAGGAGCAUCUGAGAUGAUACUAGCAAUGUGCUCAAAUUAUUAUGAGAGCAAUGGGAUCGUAAAGUCAAUGGAUGAAGAUGAAAGAAGUAAAAUUGAGAAAAUUAUCCAAGGUAUGGCAGCUAGUAGCCUCAGAUGCAUAGCUUUUGCUCAUAAGAAGAUUAAAGAGGAAGAACUGAAGAAUGAAAAUUAUGAAAAUUCACGCCAAAGGCUACAAGAAGAUGGUUUGACCUUGCUAGGCAUUGUUGGUCUCAAGGAUCCAUGUCGACCAGGAGCCAAGAAAGCCGUGGAAAUUUGCAAGUCUGCAGGAGUCAGAAUCAAAAUGAUAACUGGGGACAAUGUUUUCACAGCAAAAGCAAUAGCUACGGAAUGUGGAAUAUUAGAGCUCAAUCACCAAGUAGACAAUGGAGUAGUGGUAGAAGGUGUUGAAUUUCGGAACUACACACAUGAGGAGAGAAUGGAAAAGGUUGAUAAGAUUUGUGUGAUGGCAAGGUCCUCGCCUUUCGACAAACUUCUAAUGGUAGAAUGCUUGAAACAGAAAGGUCAUGUUGUUGCAGUGACUGGAGAUGGCACAAAUGAUGCACCCGCACUAAAAGAAGCAGACAUAGGACUGUCUAUGGGCAUUCAGGGCACAGAGGUUGCUAAAGAGAGCUCAGAUAUUGUCAUUCUGGAUGAUAAUUUUACCUCUGUGGCCACUGUUUUGAGGUGGGGACGGUGCGUCUAUAACAACAUCCAAAAAUUUAUCCAGUUUCAACUAACUGUUAAUGUUGCAGCUCUUGUCAUCAACUUCAUCGCAGCAGUUUCUGCCGGUGAAGUUCCUCUGACAGCAGUCCAGUUGCUGUGGGUAAACCUGAUAAUGGACACGCUUGGAGCCCUGGCCCUUGCUACAGAAAGGCCAACUGAUGAGCUAAUGCAAAGGUCACCUGUGGGUAGGACUGAGCCCCUCAUAACAAAUAUUAUGUGGAGAAACCUCCUAGCUCAAGCUCUAUACCAGAUAUCAGUCCUCCUAACUUUACAAUUCCAGGGUGAGUCUAUCUUUAACGUGAGUCCAGAGGUAAAUGAUACAAUUAUAUUCAAUAGUUUCGUACUUUGCCAAAUUUUCAACGAGUUCAAUGCGAGGAAGUUGGAGAAGCAGAAUGUAUUCAAAGGCCUCCAUAGGAAUCAUCUGUUUCUUGGUAUUGUGGGUAUAACAAUAAUUCUUCAAGUUGUGAUGGUGGAAUUCUUAAAGAAGUUCGCAAGUACCGAGAGGUUGAAUUGGCAGCAAUGGGUAGCUUGUAUUGUAAUUGCAGCUGUAUCAUGGCCAAUUGGUUGGGUUGUGAAACUAAUUCCUGUGCCAGUAACGCCAUUCCUCAGUUUUCUGAAAAGGCCAAUAUCCAGAGUCAAAAAGGCACUGCAACAUAUGUAUCAUAGAAAACCCUCUUCCUCUAGGCUUGGAAUCUAGUGUGGCAGAAGGUAAAGAGUCUGGAAUUAUUAGGUGGGAGAAUGGCAUGACCUAAAUAACAAAACAUGGUAGAUUGAGAUAAAGAACAUGCCAAAAGGCAGAUUCUAUGGAUAAAGAUGAGAAGGAAAGAGGUGUGGCUCGAGUUAGCAGAAGAUCCAAUAGUUGGUUCAGCCAGCACAAUGGGCAUGGAUGAGUUGGUUGAUAAGACUAGACAAGGAUCAGACCAAACGACUAUCAUGACAAAAACUAAACAUAGCAUGAAGCCUAACACCUUACCCAACAGCAUAUUCCUGCAAGAUCUAACAAAUUACUGCCCAAAGAUGGCAGGCUACAAAUUCAGCAUCACCCAACGUCAGAAGCCAAAUAUACUCCAUAUUUCAUCCUAAUACACGAAUCCUAUUCUGACAUGAAUAUUGCACCAAAGGAUUUGUGUAUUGAGACAAAACCUCAUGCCAAUGUAAAACUAUCUUCCAGAAAGGGGUUUGUGCAUCAGUAAAAGCUUUUUUGAGUUAAUGGCCGGAUAUGCUUCUUCUUGAA
Molecule: messenger RNA, 3824 nt
Organism: Ricinus communis (castor bean)
Lineage: Eukaryota; Viridiplantae; Streptophyta; Magnoliopsida; Malpighiales; Euphorbiaceae
Product: calcium-transporting ATPase 12, plasma membrane-type
Exons: 1
Coding region: 117-3287 (1056 amino acids)
Biological process (GO): calcium ion transmembrane transport
Cellular component (GO): membrane; intracellular membrane-bounded organelle
Molecular function (GO): ATP binding; ATP hydrolysis activity; P-type calcium transporter activity
Source: RefSeq, a predicted model, not a curated record